Molecule: messenger RNA, 1913 nt
Organism: Cladocopium goreaui
Lineage: Eukaryota; Dinophyceae; Suessiales; Symbiodiniaceae
Source: the annotation of a GenBank genome assembly
AGCCACGGCCCAGGUUGUUGCUACGGAGCUGCAGGGCAUGCGUCAGCGUGUGGUCUCCGAGAGCGGGCGCUUGGACGAGGAGGUCGAACGCACGCGGCAGGAAGUGGCGCGGGAGGCGCAGGCCAUGCGCGAAUUGCGUCAGGCUGAAGGUGAGAGGGAUCGAAAGACAAAGGUGCUGGAACAACUGUCAAAUCAACUGCAGCAGGUUCAAGAAGAGAAGGCUUCAGUGAGCCACGGGUGCCGCCAAGAAGCCGUCACUGCGAUGGUCAUGGCGCUAGAGGCCCUGUGGCACCGCUGGCGUCGCAGCGCUUGGCAGCUGACGCUGCGACGAUGGCAGGAGGCUCUGCGGGCGCUGCAGCGCAAGGGGCAACGGAUUGCGGUGGCAAAGAAGAUCUCACUGCUGUCUAGCUGCCUACUUCUGUGGCGAGAAGUGGUCACAUCCUUGGUGGCAGAACGAGAAGCGGUCAAGCAUGUGGAAGAGCUCCAGCGUUUCCACCAGCGCUCCGUGCUGGCCGUGUCUUUCUGCCAGUUGCGCUGUGUGCGCCGUGCGUGGGUGGCCUGGGGAUUACACGUCCGAGAGGUUCAGGGGGAGAAAUCGGCCGCUACCUUGGCAGCGAAAACUUCAGCUUUCUUGGCAUCCUUGCCCAGCACAGACGCGGCUCCUGCGGAGGAAACCCCUUCUCCAACGCUGAUGGAUUGUGUGGAAGUGGAGGCGGAGACUUCGGCACCGGUGCCACGGCGGAGCCGCUCCUGUCCAAAAGUCCUGAUGGAGAUCGAGAAGCGCGCGGAGGAACGGCGGAAGUCCCAGGAGGAACGCAGCAAACAACGGAAGUUGAAGCAAGAUGCAAAGCAAGAGCUUCCGCUCCCCGGCCCGUCCUCACCACAUGGGGCGGAUGUCGUGACACCCCAGGGUGACAGCACAGAAGCUGCUGAAGGAGGAGGCAGCUCAGCGGCACCGCGGGCACCCAAACCUAAGGCCUUGGUGGAAAUGGAGAAGCGGGCAGUGCAGCGGCGCGAGGCACAUGAGCUGCGGAGGCAGCGCACGCAGCAGAAGGAGGAGGAGAAGCGACGUAGGUUGGCAGAAGAAGAGCAGAAGCAAAAGGAGGCGGAAGAGGUCGCCAAGCGCGAGCGGCUUCAGGCGCAAAGGGAGCGCCGGCGCGAGGAGCAACGCAUCAAGGCUCAAAAGCUGGUGGCUCAAGCCUUGCGUCGUGACAAGGAGCGCUCGGCACGUGAGUUGUACAUCCUCCAUCGGUACAUUCGCGUUUGGUGUGGCCUACGGCAGGAAGUGAGUCAAGCACAUUUCUUGGAUGUCAUGGCCUUCAAUCGCCGCGGCCAGCGCCUGCUGCGCUUCUGCUUCGCUGCGUGGCUCCGCUGCCGCCUGAAGCGCCGCAGCGCGCGCUUUGCGGCGCGCCUGGGGCGGGCGCACUUGGCGCUGUCUUGGCUUGCGCGGCGCCAUGCCUUCCGCUGCAUCGUUGCCGUGUUGCGCAUCUUCCUUCGGCAGCAGCGAAGGGUGGAGCGAGACUGUUGGACUCUGGUGGGUCAGUCACAGCUACGAACGGGCUUUAGCCUUUGGAUGUUCGCAGCAGAAGAGAGUGCUCGACAGAAACGAUUCGCUGCUCUUCAGCACUACGCGAAGCACUUGCUUCGGAUUUGCGUCAGAGGCUGGAAAGGUGCGCUGCAAGAACUGCGCUUGGAGGAUGCCCUGGAAAUGCACAAGCGUGCUCUGCGGCAGAAGGUCUCUGGCUGGUUGCAAGAAAUGGAAGAAUUCAGUGACAGGAAGGAUCUUGCAAGUGUUUGUGCAGAUUAUUUGAACCUUCCGCUGGCGACACAGGUUGCCAGUGCCAAAAAAAGUGGUGGGGUCAUGUGACUUGUGCCCUGCAGGACGUAGCCGCAUGCCAAAGGGAGACCAGAAA